AUGCUGCCAUCAAAACGGCCGUAUUUGGCUGAUGAAGAGCUCGGAAAGAAAGAUGACGACCACCGACCUGGAACUGGCCGAAAGCCGCUCUCGCGAGCAAAGCAAUGGAGAGCGCCUCGACCACGCCGGCUCAUAGUAGGAAUUAUCGUCCUCUACUUAGUAUACUUGUUUUUUAAGAAUAUGCCCACGGAUGUGCGUCCCGCAGUUGAACGAUUCAACCCAGGCUUCACGCAAGCACGGCAGGGCAGUGGAAAGUCAUGGCCGCCCGCAAUGCCUUCGCCGGUUACUCCUGCAAAAGGGCCCCCUCCGCGUCCAGAUUCUCAGACAAAUAUCAAGGAGGAUUUUUACUACGAAGGCGAAAUAAGAUUUAAUGCUUUAGCGAGGACCUUGCAACGUUUCUGGAAGCCGCCCACUCGCCAUGGCAGCUCCAUUAGUCGUGCCGUUGUGUUUGCUGGCUCAAACCUGCGGAGCGUUUCCGAUCUUCUGCCUCUCGCAUGCCGAAUGGCCGACCAGAAGAUAAAUGAAGUCCAUUUUGUGCUGAUGGGGAGAGAUGAUGUGUCCGUUGAAGGCAUACAACGUGUCAAUGGCAUAAAAGAAGUUGGCUGCCCAAUCGUCUGGCAUGAUAGUCGACCUGAUUAUGCUCAAUGGUCUACUGAGGCUCGCAUGGAGAGAGCUGUGACGGCUGGUUUGGACUACGUCCUUGUUUAUACCCGUGCGCAGGUUCUCAUUACCCAAGGAGAGUCUUGGGAGGAUCGGUUCUUCACAGAAGGUGUUCGAAGGAUGAUUAGCAAGUCUAAGAUAACGCACAUCGCACUACCGACUGCUGCGAGGAAUAUCAUGUGGAUAUCAAUGUUGGAUAGCGAUGCUCUCAAAGCAUGGAAUGACGUUCACGUCGAGAUACUCAUACAAGCACCUUCCGAGUCAUCUGGUUCCUUAAUCCGCUUAAUUCGAUCCUUGGAAGCUGCAGAUUACCUCGGGUCAACUCCAAGCCUGACUAUUGAGCUGCCUCCUCGCGUUGAUCCACAGCUCCUACACUUCCUCCAAAAGUUGAAAUGGCCUCCUCAAACUUCAAGCACCGUCACUCUUCGCCGCCGUAUACAGCCACAUUAUUUGACUCCAGUCGAAGCUUCUCUGAGAAUUGUGGAGGCUUUCUAUCCCAGAAACCCUAACGUAACGCAUGUGCUCUUAUUGGCCCCAGAGACCGAGCUGGCGCCUUCUUUCUACCAUUUUUUGAAGUAUACUACGUUGAAAUAUAAGCAUUCGGCUCAAACCAAGCGCACCGCUUCCAAAUUACUGGGAAUUUCGCUCGAGCUUCCCUCAUCACGACCCACAGAUAACGAGCCUUUCACGCCACCAAAAGUUAAGAAAGAACUCCAGAAAUCACAGCAGCUAGGCCGCGAGGAGCUUCCUGUCUUUUUAUGGCAGGCUCCAAACAGCCAUGCGGCCUUGUAUUUUGGCGAUGGAUGGGCCGACCUACAUUCUUUCCUCACCGACCGCCUCGCUCUACACCAGCCCACAUCUGAGAAGUCUACUGACGAGAAAUCUAUCUCAAAACGAUAUCCUGCUGUAAUGGAGUAUCUACUCGAGCUAAUUCGAGCUCGGGGUUAUUACCUGCUUUACCCAGCGUUCCCCGACCGAGGCACUUUUACUCUUGCAACAGUUCAUAGCGAGCUGUCUCGGCCACCUGAAGAAUUCCUACACGACGAUCAAGCAGACUCGACUACGACUCUUGGGUCAUCCAUUAACCAACUUUCUGUGGAAAAGCCCCUGGACCAGACAUCGACAUUAAUGCCGCUUCUUGAGCGCUUCUCCCUCGCUUUGCCGGACCUGAGCAGUUUGCCUCUUUUGUCAUACCGUGGCGAGGAAAUAUCAGAACUAAUGUACUCGCAAGACACCGAGGAAUACGCUAAGAAGUUUGCUAUCAGUUAUGGCGGCUGUCGAGAGAGUGACUUGACAGAUGGCUCGACCUUGACGAGAUUGUUCUGUCUGCAUGAGCGAGCGGACGGAGAGUAG
Messenger RNA from Aspergillus udagawae, 2013 nucleotides. RefSeq lists its product as uncharacterized. The transcript has 3 exons. Lineage: Eukaryota; Fungi; Ascomycota; Eurotiomycetes; Eurotiales; Aspergillaceae. The coding region runs from base 1 to 2013 and encodes 670 amino acids. The record is from RefSeq and is a predicted model, not a curated record.